Myzus persicae (green peach aphid) is the source of this 1637-nucleotide messenger RNA. Its product is annotated as KICSTOR complex protein ITFG2-like. The transcript has 6 exons. Gene Ontology annotation, cellular component: KICSTOR complex. Gene Ontology annotation, biological process: regulation of TOR signaling. The coding region runs from base 350 to 1594 and encodes 414 amino acids. The record is from RefSeq and is a predicted model, not a curated record. NCBI's taxonomy places the organism in Eukaryota, Metazoa, Arthropoda, Insecta, Hemiptera, Aphididae.
AGUUAUCAAUUUAUGGUUCUGAAAAUAUGAAAUACGAUAAUCUUUCACCAUUCAGCAAGACUUCCUCAGGUCCAGCGUUGUAUUGUUUGAUCUAUGAGAGGUCAAAUAAAUUACUUAUGUUUUAUAAGUGUUAUUGAGUAGUAUUAACUAUUAACCUACUAACUUUUAAUUGAGUUUUUAAUGUUUUUAUUAAUACGUUUUGAUAAUACAUGAAAUAUUCAAAUAUACGCAGUAACUGUGACUGGAGAACACCGAAAAAAUAUGUAAUAUCAAAUUAUAAAACAUUGUAUUAUCAAGAAUUUCUAUUUCACAUUGAUUUGGAUUAGUUAGAAUCAUAAGGUUCUACAUAAUGGAUGCCAACGAAAUGAAUAUUGCAACUUUUGUUGACUUUUUUGAUUUCGAAUUGCCUGGAAAUGUGUUCAAUAGUGCUAUUGCAUUAGGUGAUGUGGACAAUGACAAUGAAAUAGAACUUGUUAUUGGCAGUGUAGAAGGUGAUUUGUUCAUCUUUAAAGGUCAUAGGCUUAUCCAGAAAAUAUCUGGAUUAGGCAUAAUCACUGCAAUAGCUAUUGGAGACUUAAUGAACUGUGGCAGUAACGCUUUAAUUGUUAUAUCUGGUGAUGGCUGGUGUCAUAUAUAUUUAUGUUUAAAAUUUAGUAAAUUAGAUCCAUCUGAUGAAUGUAUUAUGAAACUUGAACCUGUUCACGAUCAGCGAAUCCCAGCAAACACUAAAGUUAUUUUACUAGGGGAUAUAGAUUCAGAUGGAAUGUUGGAACUAAUUGUUGGUUUAACUGACAGAGUGGUACGCUCCUAUCGUUGGAGUCAGAGUGCAGCUGCUGGACGAUUAGUACCAUUACAUAAAUGGGAAUGUGCUAACCAAAUUGGAUCGAUUAUAUUGAUUAAGGACGUUAAAAAUCGACCAUGUUUACUUGUUUCACAACCUGGUAUCACUGCAAUGCGUUUUUAUUGUCCCAUAGCUUUUCCAGAAUUAAUUGAAAAAACGAUCGAAUAUGAAAAUGAAAAUGAAUUGCCUGUAGAACUACUUAAUCCUUUAAUAUCAUCAGUAAUGAUAGGAGAUCUCAAAGUAGAUAAAGAAUGUGAUCAAGAACUGUUUGAUGAACAUGAUCAUUUAUAUGGAAUUGCUUCUUUAAAUGGCUUAGUAAUGUUGGCAAAAAAAGAGACAAUAUUGUGGAGUAAAAAUAUUGAUCAAGAACUGUUUAUCAUAAGUAAAUUGUCAAUAAAAGACGGUGGCCCAGAUUAUUUAAUAACAUGCUCAUUGAAUGGGGAUACUCUUAUUAUGGAUCAGACAAGUCAACACUCAACAUUUAAGUUUGAAGAAUCUGUUUCUGCUUUUUGUUGUGGAAUGUAUACAGUAAAACCAAAUACAAAAUCUUUGCCUAGUUUUGUGUUUAUAACUAAUUCACAGAAGGUUUAUAUUUAUUAUGGUUUGAAAUUACCUAAUACAUGUGUCCAGAGCUUAUCAAAAUGUAUUGAAAAUGAUAAUCACCUUUCAACAUUUAUGGAAAAGUAUGAAGGUUCAUUAAAAAAACAGAUUAUUAGAGACUGUCUUUAUAAAUGUAAUCCUAAUAAAAAAUAAUUAAUUUUUUUCUCAAUAAUAUAUAUUUUGUUAUUAUACCAUA